AUGCCGAACCAUCUCAGUACGAAGGAGGAUUCCUCUGUCUACUCCGAUUCUACUACCUCUUCUUUUUUUACCGCCUAUCAGUCGGAUCAAAUCCUUCAUCGCCCACUCCGUCGCCAGAGAACCGUGACACAGCUGACUCGAUGGGUUUCGAAAAGAAUAUCGCGCUCUUCGGUUAGCACCAGAGAAGGGGAUGUGCUUAGCGAGAAGAAUCUCAAUAAAUUGAAUAAUGCGAUUCGAGCGGAUGGGAAGGAAGAGACCGAUGUAACUGAGCACACAAGUUCCUGUGAUACGACGUUGGUCGAGAGGCGGAAGUCGACGAUUGAAGCUAGUGAAGAGAAGCCUGAAAAUCCAAUCCAGAGCUCUGAUCCCGAUCAAGAGACACAGUUAUGCCUCCGUCAAUCCUAUGCAGCAUUCUGCGAGGAUUUCACGCUGUCUGGUCCAUCCUGUCCGAAAAGAAUCUACGACAUGACCAUGGGAAUGGAAGAGGGAGCUGGCUGGGAGGAAAAAGGAAAUAUCGAGGAAGGAGAGAAUGAAAGAUCCACGACAUUCAACACUGAAAAAAAAGAAAAUUGCCAAUAUGGCCCAUCCCAAUCCUCCAUGUCAAAAUCAUAUUUAAAGCUUGGGAGAGGCGAGGCCCUAAUCAAGUCAUCAAGUCUAGCCCCAGACCCGACGGGGAAACAAAAUGCUGGAUUCACUACUCAUGACACGAAAGAACCUGACGUACAGCAGUCAGAAAUCGUGAAUCGUUCAGCCAACCAUCCUCGCCCUCCUUCCCAGAUCAUGACGCCUUCGACCUACAAGGAGAUGCAUCGGGCAGCGCGCGAAAGGAAGAUAGCUCGGAGAGAAAAGUCCUGGGGAAUCUUUUAUUCCAUACUAUCAAAACGGUCGAAACUUGUGUGA
This is a messenger RNA of Penicillium macrosclerotiorum, 900 nucleotides long. RefSeq lists its product as uncharacterized. The transcript has a single exon. The coding region runs from base 1 to 900 and encodes 299 amino acids. The record is from RefSeq and is a predicted model, not a curated record. NCBI's taxonomy places the organism in Eukaryota, Fungi, Ascomycota, Eurotiomycetes, Eurotiales, Aspergillaceae.